Messenger RNA from Cuscuta epithymum, 909 nucleotides. Lineage: Eukaryota; Viridiplantae; Streptophyta; Magnoliopsida; Solanales; Convolvulaceae. The record is from the annotation of a GenBank genome assembly.
CAACAAGUCAGUAUUAGACAUCUUCAUAAGAAAAAAAAUAUUUCUUCUCAAGAGCAUUCUAUCAGUUCUUUCAGGAAGAAUUAAACGUUUUAUCAAGUACAUUAAACUUGUUAAGGAUAUCAACUCUUACCAUCAUGGAAACAUUAUCACCGGCCGAACUUCAAACGGAAGAUGUUCGUGCAGCCAUGGUUUUGCUUUCCAUGAGCAAUAAAACUUUGGGAUACGAAGAAGCCAAAAGUUUGGAAAAGAGGAAAAGAAAAUCUCUUCUUCCCAAGGAAACAGAAAGACCAAAAAGGAUAAAUCCAUAUUUAGCUUAUAGCAUUGAUGGGACCCUGUUGUCAAGAUAUCCUCCAAAUUUGGAGGGCAUAGUAGACAUUGAGGCUUGCAGCUUUCCCUUUGAGAAGCAACUCACCCCUACAGAUGUGAAGGAAGACCAAAAUCGCCUUUGUUUGAAUAAGGACAAGGUGAUAAACCUGAUUUUGCCAUUGAUGAAUGAUGAUGAAGAUCCCAUUAAUGGUAUUAUAGUGACAACUUACGACUCUUAUGGGGUAGAGUAUGAGAUGACAUUUAAGAGCUGGUCAGAUAAUAAAUUCUAUGUUCUCAAUGGAGGGUGGAAGAAGUUCUUUCAAGACAAUGAGUUGAAGGAGUAUAAAAGUUGGGUCACUAUUUGGAUGUUCCGCCAUAGUCAAACUAGAAAAAAUUGGUUUGCCUUGAAUUGGAAGACAGUGGACACUUAGGAUUUUACAAAUCCUAAGUGUCUUAAUAAAUCCAACAAACCCAAAUAUCAAAAGAAAACAUGAUAUUAUUCUUGUAUUUAUUAGUUUACUUAUGCUUGUAUGUGUUGUAUCCUUUUAAACCUUAUUUCCCAAUAGAGUAUAAUACUAUUUUUGUGUAUUUGACGGACUAAGU